GUAAAAAUGCCACAGGGAGAAGUCUCAUUCUUUGAGGUGCUGACAACUGCUCCAUUCAGUCAUGAGCUCUCAAAAAAGCAUAUUGCACAGACUCAGUAUGCUGCUUUCUGGAUCUCAAUGGCAUAUGUUGUCGUUAUUUUUGGGCUCAAGGCUGUCAUGACAAACCGAAAACCAUUUGAUCUCACGGGACCACUGAAUCUCUGGAAUGCGGGUCUUGCUAUUUUCUCAACUCUCGGAUCACUUGCCACUACAUUUGGACUUCUCCACGAGUUCUUCAGCCGUGGAUUUUUCGAAUCUUACAUUCACAUCGGAGACUUUUAUAAUGGACUUUCUGGAAUGUUCACAUGGCUUUUCGUUCUCUCAAAAGUUGCUGAAUUCGGAGAUACACUUUUUAUUAUUCUUCGUAAAAAGCCAUUGAUGUUCCUUCAUUGGUAUCAUCAUGUGCUUACAAUGAAUUAUGCUUUUAUGUCAUUUGAAGCUAAUUUGGGAUUUAAUACUUGGAUUACAUGGAUGAAUUUCUCAGUUCACUCAAUUAUGUAUGGAUAUUAUAUGCUUCGUUCUUUUGGUGUCAAGGUUCCAGCAUGGAUUGCCAAGAAUAUUACAACAAUGCAAAUUCUUCAAUUCGUUAUUACUCAUUUCAUUCUUUUCCACGUUGGAUAUUUGGCAGUUACUGGACAAUCUGUUGACUCAACUCCAGGAUAUUAUUGGUUCUGCCUUCUCAUGGAAAUCUCUUAUGUCGUUCUGUUCGGAAACUUCUACUAUCAAUCAUACAUCAAGGGAGGUGGCAAGAAGUUUAAUGCAGAGAAGAAGACUGAAAAGAAAAUUGAAUAAAAUAUUAGAAUAGAGAUAAUUUAUCUUUUUUUUCCGGGUAGUUUACACUUUCUAUUAAAUGUUCUGAUUUGUAUAAUAAAGGUUUAGUAGAAUAC
Molecule: messenger RNA, 926 nt
Organism: Caenorhabditis elegans
Lineage: Eukaryota; Metazoa; Nematoda; Chromadorea; Rhabditida; Rhabditidae
Gene: elo-6
Product: Long chain fatty acid elongase 6
Exons: 3
Coding region: 7-831 (274 amino acids)
Biological process (GO): lipid metabolic process; fatty acid biosynthetic process
Cellular component (GO): membrane
Molecular function (GO): fatty acid elongase activity
Source: RefSeq, marked reviewed